AGGUUCUAUCUCUCUCGCUAUUUGAUUCAUCAUGUUGUCUACACUCCUGAUCCUCUUUGCUAUCAUCGAUGAUCUUCAGGCUUUCAAGCCAGGCAAUGUACGUAUGCAUAUGUCAACUAGGACUAUCUGUAAUCCAGAUGUCAAGGACGUGCACAACAACCCCGCUCCAUGUGGUAAAUCCAUGGCAAUGGAGACUUAUGGCCUCACCCUCCCUGGUAUGGAGGAUGGCUCUGUCACUAUUAGGGAGGAUAUGAUAGUCGCCAAGGAUGGUCUCAUCAGGGUUAAGGCGAUGCCGAGUCGUCCCUAUCAGUUCCUCAUGACUGUUGAAAGCCCCGAGACCAAGCGUAUCGACCAGCUUUACAAGAAUCAGGCUAUCACAAUUUCUGAGACAAAACAGGAGCCGGAAUCUGUGCGCCUUCUCGGUGCGGCCAAGGCCCCUGGAAGCCUUCAGGAAGACGGAUGGACGUCCGAAGGCACCACCACCCUCAAUGGUGCUACCGUUCACAAGUACAUCAAGUGGGGUCCUCAGGGAGUCGAUGCCACCAGCAAGGCAAACUACUCAGCUCUUUAUCAGACGGGUAUGUACCCUGAUCACUGGAUUUUCUAUACCGAUUCCAACGAUGAGAAACCAGUCAAACUUCUUGGUAUAAACAGCAUUAGAGGUAAAACCCUCCAGGAGACCGAUUACUCCAACCACGAGGAGCUCGAUGAUGCCAUCGAUAUCGCUGAAGCCGAGAAGGAGAUGCAUACGACCUAUCAGAUCACCAGUUCCCGCCGUUUAGGAGAGAAUGAUGUUGAUGCUCCCCCAGUCAAUCUCGAUUACAUUAACGCCACAUUCAUUGCGGAGGAUGAGCGUACCUUCUUCGAAGAUGCGGAAGAAGUCGACUGGCUGGGUCCCCAAAGACUCCGUACAGGCUUGUCAGGAGCCUUUGGUGCAAGGGCCGGUGUGAUGUACUUCGGCAUUCCCAAAGGAUCUGCCGCCGAUACCUUCUUCCACACGGAAUACAACAGGCGGAUGGUUCAACUCGUCAAGUUCGAAUUCCCCACGAGCUGCAGAAACGAUGAGGGCAAGCAAGUGCAAAGGUAUUGCCUCUUUGUCUCUGUCGAUGCCACUAUGGAGAAGUUCUCUCUCAAUGCCGGAAUGACCUUCGUGGACGUGAAGGAUGACAAGAAGUCCGCUUCAUUGAAAGUGAUCAUUGAAAUCGGGAAAUCCGAUGGUGCUCCCGUACUCAACCUGAGCGUCAAAGCUGAGGGGUGUGCAAUUGUCUGGCAGUGGGGCGAGGGUGUCAGCCUUAAUAUCGUCGUUUGUAUUUCUGGAUCGGCCUCUGGGAAGGAUUUGCUGCAGCCCGACAAGCGCACUUUCAAAGCCGAGAUAGAGAUCAAAGUCACUUUCAACUUGAACUUACCUGUUGUUGGCUCCAUCAUUCAUUGGAGUAUAUGGGCUAAGCUUGGCUGUACUGCGAAACCAAACAAUGUAAUUACUGCCUAUGGCGAGAUUGGAACCGGCAUCUCUCUUUUGCUCGCUGGUGCCGGAGUCUCGGUCGAUAUUAAGGGCAACACUAUGGAUAACGUGCCUAACAAGUGGCAGUUCUUCUCUGGCGUGAAUCUUAACGCCUGGGUAAACGUCGUGGUCUACAAGCACGACUGGAACUGGCGGUGGGAGAUCUGGCAUGCCAGUCCUGUGUACUUUUAA
Perkinsus marinus ATCC 50983 is the source of this 1693-nucleotide messenger RNA. RefSeq lists its product as hypothetical. The transcript has a single exon. NCBI's taxonomy places the organism in Eukaryota, Perkinsozoa, Perkinsida, Perkinsidae. The record is from RefSeq and is a predicted model, not a curated record. The coding region runs from base 32 to 1693 and encodes 553 amino acids.